AUGAAGAUCACCUCCGCCUUGGCUACGCUGUUCGCCCUUGCGGCUGCGACUCCGACCCCUACCGUCGAUUACACUGCGGAGAAGGCCCACCUCGUGAAGCGAGCCUCCAUCUCAGACAAGGCGACUCUCGGUUAUGCCACUCUGAACGGCGGAACGUCAGGAGGAUCCGGUGGCACGGUCACUACCGUCUCUACCCUGGCCGAGUUCACUGCCGCUGUCAACGAGAAAGAUACCGCCGCAAGGAUCGUGGUUGUCAAGGGCACCAUCAGCGGCACUGCCAACGUUCGCAUCGGCAGCAACAAGUCCGUCAUUGGCGCAUCUGCUGGUGCAGGAUUCAACGGCAUUGGACUGCACGUCCGCCGCAUGUCCAACGUAAUUAUCCGCAACAUCAAGUCUACCAACGUGCUUGCCUCAACUGGUGAUGGCGUGAAGAUUGAGGAAAGCAUCAAUGUUUGGAUCGACCACUGCGAGUUCUCUUCGGCCCUUGUAUCUGACAAGGACUACUAUGACGGUCUCGUGGAUGCUUCCCACGCUGCCGACUACAUGACCAUUUCCUACACAUACUUCCACGACCACUGGAAGACUUCUUUGGUCGGACACAGCGAGAACAACGGUGCAGAGGACAGCGGCCACCUGCGCAUCACCUACGCCAACAACUACUGGGCUAACUUCGGUUCUCGCGGCCCGUCUCUGCGCUUCGGUACUGGCCACGUCUACAACUCCUACUACCUCAACGGUAAUUCUGGAAUCAAUACACGCCAAAAUGCCCAGGUCCUGAUUCAGAGCAACGUCUUCAAGAACGUCACUGUUCCCAUCACCUCUCAGGACUCCGACAUCGUUGGAUACGCUGUUGCUAUUGACAACGAUCUUGGUGGUGCUUCCAACCUGGCCCCCGUCGGUACCAUGAACGCCAACUCUCCCCCUUACUCCUACAGCCUGCUCGGUUCCGCCAAUGUCGUUGCUACCGUCCCUGGACAGGCUGGCCAGAAGCUUACCUUCUAA
Colletotrichum abscissum is the source of this 1002-nucleotide messenger RNA. Its product is annotated as pectate lyase. The record is from RefSeq and is a predicted model, not a curated record. Bases 1 to 1002 code for a protein of 333 amino acids. The transcript is spliced from 6 exons. Gene Ontology annotation, molecular function: pectate lyase activity. NCBI's taxonomy places the organism in Eukaryota, Fungi, Ascomycota, Sordariomycetes, Glomerellales, Glomerellaceae.